Molecule: messenger RNA, 3130 nt
Organism: Cynocephalus volans (Philippine flying lemur)
Lineage: Eukaryota; Metazoa; Chordata; Mammalia; Dermoptera; Cynocephalidae
Gene: CHRND
Product: cholinergic receptor nicotinic delta subunit
Exons: 12
Coding region: 9-1610 (533 amino acids)
Biological process (GO): signal transduction; monoatomic ion transmembrane transport; chemical synaptic transmission
Cellular component (GO): neuron projection; plasma membrane; synapse
Molecular function (GO): acetylcholine-gated monoatomic cation-selective channel activity; transmembrane signaling receptor activity
Source: RefSeq, a predicted model, not a curated record
GACACAAGAUGCAGACAGAGGGACAGGAUGGAGGGGACUGUGCUGACGCUGGGGCUGCUGGCCACCUUUGUCAUUUGUGGCCCUGUUCCAGUCCUCAAUCCUCCCCAGGCAGCUGGGGCCUGAACGAGGAGGAGCGGCUGAUCCGGCACCUGUUCCACGAGAAGGGCUACAGCAAGGAGCUCCGGCCCGUGGCACACAAAGAGGAGAGCGUGAAAGUCUCGCUGGCCCUCACCCUCUCCAACCUCAUCUCUCUGAAAGAAGUCGAGGAGACCCUCACCACCAACGUGUGGAUAGAACACGGCUGGACAGACAGCCGUCUGAAGUGGGAUGCCAAUGAAUUUGGGAACAUCAGCAUCCUGCGCCUGCCCCCCGACAUGCUGUGGCUCCCGGAGAUCGUGCUGGAGAACAACAAUGACGGCUCCUUCCAGAUUUCCUACUCCUGCAACGUGCUCGUCUAUGACUCGGGCUACGUGUACUGGCUGCCGCCUGCCAUCUUCCGCUCCUCCUGUCCCAUCUCCGUCACCUACUUCCCCUUCGACUGGCAGAACUGCUCCCUCAAGUUCAGUUCGCUCAAGUACACGGCCAAGGAGCUCACCCUGAGCCUGAAGCAGGAAGAGGAACAGGGCCGCCCCUACCCUGUGGAGUGGGUCAUCAUCGACCCUGAGGGCUUCACAGAAAACGGGGAGUGGGAGAUAGUGCACCGGCCGGCCAGGGUCAACGUGGACCCCCAUGUUCCGCUGGACAGCCCCAGCCGCCAGGACGUCACCUUCUACCUCAUCAUCCGCCGCAAGCCUCUCUUCUACAUCAUCAACAUCCUGGUGCCCUGCGUGCUCAUCUCCUUCAUGGUCAACCUGGUCUUCUACCUGCCAGCCGACAGUGGUGAGAAGACGUCAGUGGCCAUCUCAGUGCUCCUGGCCCAGUCUGUCUUCUUGCUGCUCAUCUCCAAGCGGCUGCCUGCCACAUCCAUGGCCAUCCCCCUCAUCGGCAAGUUCCUGCUCUUUGGCAUGGUGCUGGUCACCAUGGUCGUGGUGAUCUGUGUCAUCGUGCUCAACAUACACUUCCGAACACCCAGCACCCACGUGCUGUCCGAGGGCGUCAAGAAGCUCUUUUUGGAGACUCUGCCCAAGAUCCUGCACAUGUCCCGCCCGGCAGAGGAUGGACCCAGCCCUGGGGCCCUGGUCCGGAGGAGCAGCUCCCUGGGCUACAUGUCCAAGGCUGAGGAAUACUUCUUGCUUAAGUCGCGCAGUGACCUCAUGUUUGAGAAGCAGUCAGAGCGGCAUGGGCUGGCCCGGCGCCUCACCACUGCACGCCGGCCUCCAGCAAGCUCUGAGCAGGCCCAGCAGGAACUCUUCAGCGAGCUGAAGCCGGCUGUGGACGGGGCAAAUUUCAUCGUUAACCACAUGAGGGACCAGAACAAUUACAAUGAGGAGAAGGACAGCUGGAACCGGGUGGCACGCACAGUGGACCGCCUCUGCCUGUUUGUGGUGACACCCAUCAUGGUGAUGGGCACGGCCUGGAUCUUUCUGCAGGGCAUAUACAACCAGCCCCCACCUCAGCCUUUCCCUGGAGACCCCUACUCGUACCAUGUGCAGGACAAGCGCUUCAUCUAGGGUGGGCUGCGGGGGUAGCCAGGCAGACAGCAGGGUCUAAGAGAGGAGCAGCUCUCCCUAGGAGGGCCAGCUCCUGGCCUGAGGCUUGUGCCCUGUGGGUCCUGCAAGGCUGGGGGUGGAGACCCAGGAAGCGAAGGGGCAGCCCCACUCCUCAGUAGCAGUUCCUUUGCAAAUAAAGACAGGAGCCACCCAGGAUGGUCUGAGAGAGGCCAUCGGCUGGUAGAGAUGGGCAGGACCAUGUGAGGGAGGCAGGAGGCUGGCUCAGGGGCCAGGGAGGAUGCCACACAGGCUGGCCUCAUGGGGAGAGCUCUGUGAGGGGUCAGACAGAGGCCUCUUCUCUGCCUCCCCCUCCCCCCUAGGUGGGGGUAGAGAAGGCAGGAUUUUGUGCCUUCGCUUCCUGGCUCCUCCAGCCACCCUCAACCUCGGGCUUCUGAAGCCUCACCUGGAGCUGGGGCUGGGGACGCCUCUCUCCAGGCCCCUUAAGGAAGAAGGUAUUCUGCAGGGGUGGGAGCACCAGGUUUCCAGAAUGUCCUUUCCCAGCCCUGUCUGUCUCGGCCACUGUGUGUCUGAGUCCAUCUGCGAAGCUGAGGACUGGCGUGGAAGGGUCGGGCUCAGCCUGAGGUCACACACACAAUCCCAGAGCACCAGAACUCAGCCUCUACCCUCCGGAGUGCCCCAUCACCCACCCCCACUCCUCCUCCCCAAAGUAGGGUUGCCAUGCCAUAUUUGGGAUAUACUUAUACUAAAAAAGUAUUCAUUGUUUAUCUAAAAUUCAAACUUAACAGGCAUCCUAUAUUUUUAUUUGCUAAAUCUGGCAACUCUACCCCAAGGGGAGCCCCCACUCAAUCCUAUCCUGAGGGCCAAAGGCCGAGGCCGCAGGAGCUGUGGUAGCCCACUUCCAAGGUGGCCUCAGCGAUCCCACCUCCUGGUGUUUGUGCCCUUGUGCAGACCCCUCCCACGGUACCAGGGCUGGUCUGUGUAACCAAUAGAAUGAGGCAGAAGUGAUGGCUUAUUGCUUCCGAGAUUAGGUUAUAAAGGACACUGUGGCUCCUGUUUCCCUCACUCAUUCUCACUCUUGCAUCAAUGGAUCUCUCUGGGGGGAAGCCAGCUGGUGUGCUGGAGAGGCCCAUGUGGCAAGGAACUGGGCCUCCCUCCAACAGCCCCAUGAGUGAACUUGGAAGUGGAUCCUCCAGCCCCAGUGGGGCCUUCAGAUGAGCUUGCAGCCCCACUAUGCGUCUUGUCUGCAACUCCAUCAAAGUCCCUGAGCCAGAACACCCAGCUGAGCUGCUCCUGGAUUCCUGACCCUUAGAAACCGUGUGAUCUUAGACAUUUGUUGUUUUAAGCUGCAAAGUUUUGGGGUAGUUUGUUAUACUAGCAGUGUGACCUUGGCUGAGCCACUCCUCACCUCUCAGCUUCAGUUUUCUCAUCUGUAAAACAUGUGUCGAAGAAGUACUACUCAUGAGGUGUUGUGAAAAUGGAAUUUGCUAGUAGGAGUAAAGGUACUUACAUAUGUCCUACAA